AUGUCACGAACUCAGUCUAUGCCCGGAGUCAGCGGCUCAGGCCGCAUUUUGUACUCGCCCGGAUUACGACCCGCUAGUCCUUGCCACUCUGGCUCUCCCAGCCGCAUUCGAACGCCGAGAAAGCCUGUCGAUGAAGCCUUCCCCGCGAUUUCCCCGGCCCGGACGAGUGUUCUCGAACAAGAUAAGAAGCAACCCGACCGAAGCAGAUCACCGGUUCUUGGAGGAGCGGCGAUUGUGUCAUCGAGCCGACUCAGGAGAUCCUCAUCUCCUUUCCGAAGUGUGCCACCAUCAACCUCCAGCGCGCUCUGUUUGUUACCGUCGACGCCGUCGUCUGUUUCGUCAGCUUCCUCGUUACGAGGUUAUGAUGUCCUGUCGGGCAGUUAUGGUGGUAGUUUGUCUUCCAUCCCGUCCACACCGACGUCAGCUCGAUCACGCAGCCCCAGCAUCUCGAGUUUGGAAACUAUCCCCGACUCUCCAGAUGCAGAAGAGGCCGCCUUAGAAGCUGAGAGAUUGGCUCAACUCAGGGCUGCCGCAGAAGCAGCGGAUGCUGGCGACUCCUCCGAUUACAAAGGCCGACCGCUUGUGGACGCACCUCCGAGAGGUAGAACCCUUAGCUAUGGACCAAGGGACAAGCGUAAGCGAUGGAGUGUUUGCGGAGCUGAACGACGGGGUGACUUGGACUUGGAGACAAUAUGGGAGGACUGA
This is a messenger RNA of Metarhizium album ARSEF 1941, 705 nucleotides long. RefSeq lists its product as uncharacterized. The transcript has a single exon. The record is from RefSeq and is a predicted model, not a curated record. NCBI's taxonomy places the organism in Eukaryota, Fungi, Ascomycota, Sordariomycetes, Hypocreales, Clavicipitaceae. The coding region runs from base 1 to 705 and encodes 234 amino acids.